UUUCUUCUUUCUCUCUUCCUCCCAGCCUUAGAGUGAUUUCACCCUGCAUAGGUGGGUUUUGGGGUCCUUCCCUGUCCCAAUUUCUGUUUUCUCAUAGGAACAAGACAGGAUGGUAGGGACACUCCCAAUCCCACUCGGGUUUAAAACCAGCCUUAAACUAUAUGAAGCAUAACAUUGAUCUUAUAAGAUGUUAUUGUGGGCUCAUCUUGAAGGUCUUCACAGCUUUUCCAUGUGAUAAAGGAGACAAUAAUGUCCAACCUUUUUUUAUAGCUUAGUCACUACUUUAUUCUUCAACAGGUGCCACUAUGUAGGUUUUGGGAUGAGAUGUGCCUGGUUGACAGUGUGACCAGCUAUCUUGUUUUGGGCCUAGUAUUUGGUGGCUGGAUGCCAUGUGAUUAUUGACUUAUUGUCAUGAUGUUGAAAGACUACUUUAACUUUUACUAGCUUCGCUGGUGGCAUGCGAUGAUGGAGAGCACACGUGUAUGUCAAUUUGCUAGUUGAAUCUUUUAUAGAAUAAUUUUAGUCUUAUUUUAUAAUCUUCAUGUGAGUCAAACUACAGUGUGUUCAAAUUCUUAUAAUUAAUUUGUAAAUCUCUCCUGGUUAUGGUCUGUGGCCUAUCAAGUGUUUGUUUUCGCAUUUGCACUUAAGUUGCAUAGGUGAAAUGGGAGCAACAAAUGUCUUUGAAUAUAUAAAUGAUCCUUAUUUAUUUACAUGCAUGGUAUAUGCCAGAUUUUGUGAUAUUUGGCUGUUAUAUAGCUUGUUGAUUGUGGAGUUAUCUUGACGAUCAACACUGUUCUAUUAAUCUUGAACCACCAUUCUGUCUAAUGUUGUAUGAUUGACUGCUAUUUCAGAGACAUUUUAAUGCAUGCACUUGAUUCCCCUGGUAUCAGAAAUCUUUGGAAUUGAUUGCUGCUGAGUUGUCUUGAUGCAGAAAGUACCCAUUUGAAUCCUGGAUUUCUGCCUUUUUUCAUAACAUAUUUGGACUCCCAAACAUAAUGCCUUUGUGAUGUCUCGACAUUAUAGUGAUGGACUAAGAUAGGAAAUGAAAUGAUGCUGAAGUUGGACAAAUUAAUAGGAGAAGGUGACUCCAAAUCCCAUAAUUUUUGGGAAAUUAGAAAUCACCCUUUAAAUUGUUUUUGGCAUUUUGAAAUUACAGGGACGGUGGAUUUAGAUUCCUUCAUUUCAUCACUUUGUUAGUAUUCUCAACCUAUCAACUCAGACAUGUGAUGGGAGAUAUUGCGGAUUUAAGAUAAUCAAGCAUCCAUAAAGGGGCUUAGUUACAUUAGUCGUGGAGUACUAUGUCAGCCACCUUGAUAUUUGAUAGUUUCCAAUUUGCCUUUUUCAAGAUAUCCUGUUAAAGAAGGAAUCACCAUUCAAUCCUUUUCUGUAUGACCCACUAUUUUUCCACUACCUUCUGUUUAGUACCUCCUUAACUUUCUUCUACUUCAUAAUCAUUUGAAGUUGCCCUGACUGGAAGCAAUUUAGUCAGAAAUAGGGAGCACUAUCAUGUUUUUUCAGGCAUGGUAAAUGAGUUAUGUCUGGUACAGAUAUCUGCUUAACUUUUCUUAAUGGUUAAGAGAUAAUUUGUUGCUUCCCUAGUAAGGAGUGAUGCUAUAGAGUAGUGAAUUUUUGGUAAUUUAUCUAGGGCGAACUUCCUGUUUCUUUGUGACUUGCUGUUUGUUCAUCAUGCAUUUCGGAUGAAAUUGAGGAAGGAAAUGUUUGGGCUCUAAGAUGGUUGAAUACCUUUUUGGUAACUUGUUCUUGAAGUCUAUUGUUCUUUUUUUAUUGAUCGCUUCGCCUUUGUUAGUGCUGUAUGAUUGAUAAAGUUGUUCUACUGGUAGAAAUGGUCUCGGCAAUAUGAUUUUGUUUCAUCAUCGUCAUUGUUCUCUUUUAGUAGUUGAAAUUUUGCAUGGGCAGAUUGAAAUCUGAAAAAAACCAACAGAACUAUCAGCUUCAUUAAAUUAUUAAGGUGCUGGUCAGAGUGAUGAUCUGGAGAUUUAACAUUACAGACCCUUAUGUUGAUAUGAUCAUGGUUGAUGGUAUAUCUCUUCUUUGCAAUGACUUGCAGGUGGAUCCUCAAGAUAUUGUUAUGUUGGUUGUAUCUUGGCAUAUGAAGGCUGCUACAAUGUGUGAGUUCUCUCGGCAGGAGUUUAUAAGUGGAUUACAAUCACUUGGGGUAGAUUCAAUUGAAAAAUUUCGCGAAAAAUUACCAUCACUGCAUGCUGAGCUUAAAGAUGAAAAUAAAUUUCGUGAGAUCUACAACUUUGCAUUUGGUUGGGCAAAAGAUCAGGGUCAAAAAUCUCUGGCUUUGGAUACGGCGAUUGGCAUGUGGCAGUUACUGUUUGCUGAAAAGCAUUGGCCCUUGGUUGACCAUUGGUGCCAGUUCUUACAAGUGAGGCAUAAUAAGGCAAUCUCAAGGGACACUUGGUCCCAGCUAUUGGAAUUUGCUAAGACAAUCGAUCCUCAGUUAUCCAACUAUGAUGCAGAGGGUGCAUGGCCCUACCUUAUUGAUGAAUUCGUGGAGUACUUGUUCGAGAAUGGGAUUGUCCAGCGUAAAAAUUGAAAGGAAGUUGGAAGAUGAAUUGUGGCAUAGACAAUUAGCACACAAGCGUACAUCACUAUCAAUUUCUUUUCAGUAUUUGAAUUUUUUUACACCCACGGUAUGGCACUAGUUGCUCUUGAAUUCAAUCAGUUGCUCCAUUAGAGAAUCUUUAGCAUGGUGAUGGAAGAAAUGUUCUACUCUUCUGGCUGGCCAGUGAAUAUCCAAAUGGUAUUAGUGAUUCAUUGAUGUCUUGGUUAUCAUAUGGUUGAGUUUUAAUACUAUUUGGUAACUUUUUGGUGCAAGCUGCCUGUGAUUGGUUUUUUUGUAACGGAUGGUAACAUUUGCACAAUUGGGAUGAAAAAUAAGAGCUGUUGAUUUUAGAGAUGUUAA
Phoenix dactylifera (date palm) is the source of this 2932-nucleotide messenger RNA. NCBI's taxonomy places the organism in Eukaryota, Viridiplantae, Streptophyta, Magnoliopsida, Arecales, Arecaceae. The record is from RefSeq and is a predicted model, not a curated record.